CUCGAUCGCGUCGCAUCGCGUUCACUUGCCCGCGACUUGUCCUUCCUGCCCAUGAGUAACAAAGGCCAAGCGAGCAAAGCGACUUCAGUUAAUUGCCCGAUCUGCGGCAGAAUAGUCCGUGAAGAGAAUAUCAAUUAUCACCUUGAUAACGAUUGUCCUGGACAAAAUGCCCGCGCCACUCCAGCUUCGAAAACUACCUCGAAGGCUCCAGUAGCACCAGUAUUCAAUUCUGCAAAGAAACCCUCAAACGUUACUGUCGAAGGCAGCUUUCAUAUAGGGUCGUCGCUGGCGACCAAGCGAGAGCAUCCUGAGGCCGGUGGUGCCUCUGUCCCUAGAGCCACGAAGCGCAGCAAAGGCACGGUGACGUCUCGUUCGCAAGCUGCUGCACCGCUAGCGGAGAGGCUUCGGCCCCAAGAACUGGAAGACUUUAUUGGACAGAAGCACCUUACGGGAAGUGACUCUUUAUUGAUGAAUCUGAUGCGUGGAGGAUCAACAGGAAGCAUCAUCUUCUGGGGACCACCCGGAUGCGGCAAGACAACCUUGGCAAGGCUCAUGGCUAGGAAAAGCGGGGCUGUCUUCAAGGAAAUAAGUGCAACCGAAGCCGGCAUCGGCGAUGUCCGUGCUAUUGUGGAAGAGGCCAAGGGCACUCUGAUGCUUCAAAAUAGGAGGACUGUUCUUUUCUUAGAUGAAGUCCAUCGGUUCAAUCGAGCACAGCAGGACAUAUUCUUGCCUUAUAUAGAGCAAGGGCAAAUUCAGCUUAUAGGCGCAACGACCGAGAAUCCUUCUUUCAAGAUAAACAGCGCCUUGCUUAGCAGAUGCCGCGUCUUUGUCUUGGAGCGACUCUCAGAUGACGAUGUGUCUGAAAUCAUCGACAAGGCCGUGCACCGCGUACUAGCAGGGUUAAAUGAAGUUACUGACAGCGCCGCCGAGGCUAGCACUUCUUCAGCAACGGCACUGUCACAGGAAUCCAACCAGUCUACUCUGAUCUCGUCCCAGCCCUCAAUUUCUGCCGUAUCAUUCCCAAGCUAUCCACAGCUGACCGAACGUGUCAAAAAGUCAAUCAUCUCGCUGUCCCUGGGGGACGCCCGCACUGCUCUGUCGCUCCUCGAGCUGGUGCUGAGCUCCCCACAGGAUAUCCCAGAGGCGAAGUUACUUGACUCGCUUAGACGAUCUGUCUCGACGUCGUACGACCGAACAGGCGACGACAGGUACGACCUGAUAUCUGCGCUGCACAAGAGCGUGCGCGGAAGCGAUGGGAGCGCGGCUAUGUACUGGCUUGCUCGGAUGCUUGAGACCGGGGAAGAUCCUAUGUACAUCGCUAGACGCAUGACUGUCUGCGCCAGUGAAGAUAUUGGACUAGCUGACAGUCAUGCCUUGCCCUUGGCGAUUGCAACCAUGCAGGCAUGCCAGAUGAUAGGCAUGCCAGAAUGCCGUAUCAAUCUGGCUCAUCUGGUUGCGUACCUCGCCGAGGCACCCAAAUCGACGAGGUCGUAUGAAGCCUACAAGCGCGCUGCCGCUGCGGCCAAGUCAGAUCCUACCCUGGCUGUGCCUUUGGUGAUCCGGAAUGCACCGACUAAGUUAAUGAAGAAUCUGGGCUAUUCUGAGGGGUACCGCUACAACCCGGACUAUGCGCAUCCUGUGACAAAUGACUACCUCCCUCCCCAAUUUCGGGACGAGGUAUUUCUGCGGAAAGAGGGCGAUCUUUCCGGCAAAGAAUGGGACGAAGAGGCCCUGCACCGAUGGGAGGUAGACAUGAACGGCGGAAAGGCAUGGGAAGGCCGGGGAACCUCAUUCCAAGACUUGUCAGACAAUGACUCCCCAAAGGAAGGUGUCUAGGGCAUAUCCUCCAUGCGAUACAUAACCGUGUUGCUGUGAUGUUGGUAUCUUGAUGGUAAAUGGUUUAAAAGUAAUAAAU
Molecule: messenger RNA, 1915 nt
Organism: Gloeophyllum trabeum ATCC 11539
Lineage: Eukaryota; Fungi; Basidiomycota; Agaricomycetes; Gloeophyllales; Gloeophyllaceae
Product: P-loop containing nucleoside triphosphate hydrolase protein
Exons: 10
Coding region: 52-1836 (594 amino acids)
Biological process (GO): DNA repair; regulation of DNA repair; DNA-templated DNA replication
Cellular component (GO): nucleus
Molecular function (GO): single-stranded DNA helicase activity; ATP binding; ATP hydrolysis activity
Source: RefSeq, a predicted model, not a curated record